AUGGUAAAUGUAAGCAAGGAGCCAGUUCUUGUAGCCAAAAGUCCAGACGUCUACAGAUCCUGUAAAGAUGUGAAGAACUCCACAAACCCAAGACAACUGGUUCAACUGUCGUCUGGUCUUGUCGUCAUGUGUGACACAGUGACAGAUGGAGGGGGCUGGACAAUUUUUCAACGUCGUGUCACUGGGAUCGUCGAUUUCUACAGAAACUGGACGGAGUACAAGAACGGCUUUGGCGAUUACGGCAUUGGUGAUUUCUAUCUGGGCAAUGAAAACAUUUACUGUCUUAGCUUAAAAUACCCCCACGAGAUUCGUUUCGAUAUGACUUACAAAGGAAACAACUAUUACGCCCGUUAUUCUUCUUUUAGCUUUGGUUCAGAAAGUCAGGGUUAUGAAAUAUCUGUAGGGGUUUAUUCAGGCACGGCCGGCGAUUCUUUUACUAAGAAAAACAACAACCAGAAGUUCAGCACGUAUGACGUGGACAACGAUACAAAUUUAGGUGGAAGCUGUGCUGUCCAAUACCACGGCGCCUGGUGGUACGGCAACUGUCACGAAGUCGCCCUGAACGGCGUCUGGGGAAGUAAAAGCUACAGCAUGGGACUGAAAUGGUAUGCCAUCACAAACUCGUACGACAGUGUCAGCAGCUGCGAGAUAAAAAUAAGACCGUUAACAUAG
Molecule: messenger RNA, 672 nt
Organism: Physella acuta
Lineage: Eukaryota; Metazoa; Mollusca; Gastropoda; Physidae
Product: ficolin-2-like
Source: RefSeq, a predicted model, not a curated record